Molecule: messenger RNA, 478 nt
Organism: Acaulospora colombiana
Lineage: Eukaryota; Fungi; Glomeromycota; Glomeromycetes; Diversisporales; Acaulosporaceae
Source: the annotation of a GenBank genome assembly
CUCAUGGGCAGCUUGUUCUCUAGGUGGAACUAACAAUAGUACUGUUUUUCUAAUCGGAGGUGGAGCGCGGAACGAGAACAAUACACUAGAUACUUAUACCUCUUUUGUCUAUACGUUUGAUAUAAAAUUGCAAAAGUGGUCUGACCCUUUUAUCUCCGGAAAUGUUCCCCAAAGACGAAGAGAUAUAGAAGCAGCUAUUGAUAGCACAGGGAAAAUUUAUGUAUUCGGAGGUUAUGCGGAUAGUUUUAUCGGCUACAAUGGUUCCACUUUUUAUAAUGAUUUGAUCGUGAUAAAUUCUAUUUCACUAACGUAUUCAUUAGAAUCGCUUGUUAAUGCACCAACUAGUAGGUCUGAUUAUACUGCAACUAUGUUACCUAGCGGUGUUAUUGUAUAUAUUGGAGGUUAUGGGGUAUCAGGAAUUGUUGAUAUAACUCAGAUUUAUUUGUAUGAUACUUCUACCUCAGGAUGGUCUUCAAUG